Danaus chrysippus (African queen) is the source of this 1467-nucleotide messenger RNA. The record is from the annotation of a GenBank genome assembly. Lineage: Eukaryota; Metazoa; Arthropoda; Insecta; Lepidoptera; Nymphalidae.
AUGCCGAAAGCGAAGAAAAAGUUCAUAGAUCGCAAGAAAGCAGUAACUUUCAAUUUAGUGCAUAGAUCACAACGAGAUCCCUUAAUCGCCGAUGAAACCGCUCCUCAGCGUGUGCUUGUGCCCGUAAACGCCAGUAUUCCUGUAAAAAAAGAAAAGGAACCUGAUUUAUCAGUUGAACAAAGGAAAGAGGAGCAGAAAAAAUAUGGCAUAUACUUUGAUGAUGAUUACAACUACCUUCAACAUCUUAAAGAUACCAGGGAAGUUACAAUGGUGCUGCAACCUAAAGUGUCACAUAAAGGGAAAAAUAAAGUUAAUGACGAAGUUGUUAGUGAUCAGUUUGAUGAUGGUAUAGGAGAGAAAUUACAAUUGCCAAGCUCGGUUUUUGCUUCAGAGGUCGAAGAAGAUGUUGGAUUGUUGAAUAAAGCUGCUUCACAAGGUCUCUGUCUCCAAUUAGAUCCCGAUGUAGUAGCUGCUCUGGAUGAGGACUUUGAUUUUGAUGAUCCCGACAAUGAGCUAGAGGACAACUUCAUUGAAAUGGCUAUGGGAGAAGGUGAAGAUGAUGAUUAUGAAGAUGAGGAUAAUGGAGAUGAUGAAGGCAGUAUGUCCGGUGAUAACUCUGAUAAAGCAUUUAAUUCAGAUUUUGAGUCUGAUGAUGACAGUGAUAGAUCACAGGAAAGAAGACCGAACAUGCCAUCGUGGGACAAAGACGACACAAAGUCUAGAUUCUCACAAUAUUCUAUGUCAUCAAGUGUGAUCAGACGUAAUGAAGGUCUCUCAUUAUUGGACAAUAGAUUUGAGAAGUUGUAUGCAGAAUAUGACGAUACAGAAGUGGGAGCUUUAGACAUGGAUGAGAUAACUGGCUUCAUGCCGGAGUCACAUCGCAUGCUGCUGCAGGCUGCUGAGGAGUUUGAGGAAUCACAACGAAGGAAGGAACUCAGCCGAGAAAAUGAUACCAGAAUGAGAUUCCUUCAACAAAUUGCUGAGGAGUCAGAUGAAGAUCUUGUCUCAGUGGAUGUGGACCCUCAAGAGAAGUGGGAUUGUGAAACUAUACUAUCAACAUAUUCUAACUUGUACAAUCAUCCUAAAAUUAUUGAGGAACCAAAAAAACCACCGAAAAUUAAAAUCAAUGCGAAGACCGGUAUACCUGAAUCAACACUGGGAAAAGACAAUAAACUCACAAUGAAAUCUCUGGCCAAGUUCAACGCAAUGAAUCAAAAUGAGGAUUUAUCUGAUGAUGAACGGACCAAUGCUGAGUCAGUGCUAUCAACAUUGAGUGUUCUGUCUAUAAGACCUAAAGAUGAAACACCAGAAGAAAAGAAAGAAAGGAAACGUUUGUUAAAAGAAUACAGGAAAGAAAGAAGAAUAGAAAAGAAAGCAAACAAAGAAGCGUUUAAGGAAGAGAAGAAACGACAGGAGAAAAUUAUGUUGAAUAAUAGAAAUAAUGUUCAAGGGAAUAGGAUUUUGUGA